ACAUGCUCAGGAGCUGUAACCAAUGCCUCUGCUUCCGUCUUGCUGCGUGCAACCGGAUUGCCGAGGGCCACAGAAGCUGUGACAAAUUCAGCAGAUUUCAUUCAACAAUCAGGUGCAAUGGCAGCCGCCUUGGUACGACCGAGGAUUUUUCUCAUGCCGACGCUUUCCGCGGGAUUGCAUAGCAAGGUUCAAAGACUUCGGACUUGCUCACGUUUUUUGCGCGUCUCUUCCUGUUCUCUACACACUGUUGUGGCGACCGAAGAUCCUAAUGGAGAGCCAUACAAGCAUGUCAUUACAUCAGGUCCUCACACAUUCAGGGGAGAUCUUGGCGAAGCAUGGGGAGCUGGUGGCACAGCUCCUGAGCCAAAGGAUUAUGCGUUUGCUGGUCUAGCAAUGUGCUCCUCGCUCACAAUUCGUUUGUUUGCAGAGAGGAAGAAAUGGCCUCUUCGUCGCGUUUCAGUUACUGUCAAAGAAGUCAGCGAAAAAGACCUCCAUGGAACUAUCCCUGAUGGGCUUCAAAUGACCAUUUCACUUGAGGGCGAUUUAAGCGACGCUCAAAAGGAGAGGUUGCUUGAGAUUUCCGCUCGCUGUCCAGUGAAACAGAUGAUGCUUGGGAAGAUGCGGGAUGGGAUUUCUGUACACCUCUCUGCGUAGCUACCCCAUGGCUGUAACAAUUGUAUGGUCAUUUCAUUCGUAACAUCUGAUGCAGACACCAAAUUUGUGACUUUCACACCGUGCUGGACGGGCUCUGUGAUUGAACAUUUUUCUGAUCUCUUACAUGUCCUUGGGCGGUUUCCAGCAGGCGCUGGUUUAGCGAAGAGGUGCAGAUUGACUUGUUCUAUUGCAUCCUGAAGUAGGGCAUUUUGCAUAGUGUUCGACCUUAGGAGCAUCAUUUGAAAUUAUUUCCCAUGUUGGAGGCUUCUGGGCGAAACUAAUCCAGCUCCAAGGGCCCAAAUUCCAUGCUGCUCUACUUAAAAAGUAAAAUGACGAUUCAGAGUAAUUCGUCAGUGGGAAUGUGGAUGAGCACCAUGUAUUCAAAUUUUGAUACUUAAAGUUUGUUAUUUCUUUUUCAUUUUGCA
Molecule: messenger RNA, 1079 nt
Organism: Physcomitrium patens
Lineage: Eukaryota; Viridiplantae; Streptophyta; Bryopsida; Funariales; Funariaceae
Source: RefSeq, a predicted model, not a curated record